AUGUUGUCGACAACAAGACUUUGCAAGCUGCUUAUUGCUUGUGUGCUGUUAGCGAAAUUAAGUGCUGCAGUCCCUAAAAAGUACGAAACACAAAGUGACGGCGAAAGUACGACAACGACAGACAUCGCAAGCACAGUGACAGAUUACCAAAAAGAAACAAAAAAUAACGCUACACUUCCGUGUAUGUCAAAUUGUGGCGAAUGGCGUGUUCUUCAAUAUCCCGAAUUCAUUCACACGAAUUAUCACGAGUCACAAUCCAAUGAGAGAAGCAGACAAAAUACUCCCUAUAGUAGUAGUAGUUAUAACAAAAAUCAGACAAAUGACUAUUUUAGACGACAAUCUGACACUCAAGACAAUCAUUUUAGCGCAGAUGAUCGUUACUUAAACGACAUCAAUCAUCAUACAAUCCAAUUUCCUCCAAAUCAGGCGCACGCCAGUUUUGUUUCCAGCACUUAUCCUGAUAAUCCAUGGAGACGAAGCUUCCAAAAAGAUAAAUUUAAUGAAACAAAUGCUGCUUACAGCGAUAAUGCGAGCGAUCGUACUCAACGACUCGGAUAUUCGACGGGACUUGGAGCGGGAUACGGAACUGCUGGAUAUGGCGGAGUUAGUAACGGAUAUGGAUAUUCAGGCGCCGGCAUUGGACCAUACGGAGGAUAUGGAAAAGUUGAUUUGGGCGGCGUUGUUUUAGGAGCAAUUAUUGGCGUUGGAGCUCUUCUUAUCAUCCCCAAAUUUAUUGCAGCUUUCCAUGGCGGAGCAUAUGGAGGCACAGGAUACGGAAGUUACAGAAAUAUCGAUGAAUUUGGCGGCGUUACUGAUAUGAUGUCGAAAUUCGAUGAAUUCCUCGCGAAAAAUAAUGUCGAUUCGACGGCUUGCGUGCAAAAAGCUGUUUGCCAUUACAUUCGUAACAGCAGUGCAAAUGCGAAUCAAGGAGCAUCAAAUCAAUUUGAAGAAAUGGCAUUGUCUUUAGCUGAUAAUUCAAUUGUUGACUACAUGAUCGAUGGUACGGCGAUCAAAGAAGCUCUUACGAACGGGCGAAAUGGCGAUGGGCGUGAUUGUGAUGCAAUUUACUCCAAUUGUCCGUUAGAUCGAGACAGUGCGAUUGGAUUGCUGAAGAAAUUUCUGCCCUUUCAGACAAAAUAG
This is a messenger RNA of Culicoides brevitarsis, 1140 nucleotides long. RefSeq lists its product as uncharacterized. Lineage: Eukaryota; Metazoa; Arthropoda; Insecta; Diptera; Ceratopogonidae. The transcript is spliced from 5 exons. Bases 1 to 1140 code for a protein of 379 amino acids. The record is from RefSeq and is a predicted model, not a curated record.